AUGAGGUUUCGGUUUCAGCCGUUGCCGAUCUCGGGGGUUGAGAAGAGGGUUAUAGAUGUUAUCGAGGCUGAGAAGGUGAAGGUCACAUCUGGUGGACGCGCUGCGUUGUUGCGGUUGAGCGAGGGCGACAUGCGUCGGGCGCUCAAUGCUUUGCAGCCCACUCUCCCCGCGGACAUCGAAACGGUCGUGAACGCCACGCUUGCUGACGAGUUCCUGACCGCCUGCUCCAUGUUUAACGCGCUCGAAGUUGAACGGGGUCUCGCGCUGCAAUAG
Messenger RNA from Peniophora sp. CBMAI 1063, 273 nucleotides. NCBI's taxonomy places the organism in Eukaryota, Fungi, Basidiomycota, Agaricomycetes, Russulales, Peniophoraceae. The record is from the annotation of a GenBank genome assembly.